Messenger RNA from Macroventuria anomochaeta, 1520 nucleotides. RefSeq names its product Actin/actin-like protein. Bases 110 to 1432 code for a protein of 440 amino acids. The transcript is spliced from 5 exons. Gene Ontology annotation, biological process: Arp2/3 complex-mediated actin nucleation. The record is from RefSeq and is a predicted model, not a curated record. Gene Ontology annotation, molecular function: actin filament binding. Gene Ontology annotation, cellular component: actin cortical patch; Arp2/3 protein complex. Lineage: Eukaryota; Fungi; Ascomycota; Dothideomycetes; Pleosporales; Didymellaceae.
CCACCACUGACGAACACACCUCCGCACCUUCUUUGCGCAUACGAACCAUUGCCAGCGGGCACCUCCUGAACAGCCCGAGCUUGUGAGCGUACCGCACACAGCAGCAAAGAUGGCGUCUCAAACCCCCGCCGUUGUCAUGGACAACGGUACGGGAUACUCGAAGCUCGGUUUCGCCGGCAACGACUCCCCCUCCUUCGUCUUCCCUACCGCCAUAGCCACGCGAGGGCCAACAGGCGGCGGCGGCAGCUCCGGCUCUGGCCGCCCUGCGGUUGCGAACAAGCCCUCUUUCCUGACCGGCGGUGCUGGCCCCAGUGGUCACCUGUCGGGGAAGCGCGGUACUGAGGAUUUGGACUUCUACAUUGGCGACGAAGCUCUCUCCGCCGCAGGAGGCUCCGGCUAUGGCAUCAACUACCCCAUCAGGCACGGUCAGAUCGACAACUGGGAUCUCAUGGAGCGCUUCUGGUCCAACUCGAUAUUCAAGUACUUGAGAGUCGAGCCGGAGGACCACCACUUCCUCCUGACUGAGCCUCCGCUGAAUCCCCCGGAGAACCGUGAGGCCACGGCCGAAAUCAUGUUCGAAUCGUUCAACGUCGCCGGUUUGUACAUUGCUGUGCAGGCUGUCCUUGCCCUCGCCGCCUCCUGGACGAGCUCUAAGGUCCAAGACCGAUCGCUCACUGGUACCGUCAUCGAUUCUGGUGCUGGUGUUACUCACGUUAUCCCCGUCGCUGAAGGCUACGUCAUCGGCUCUUCGAUUAAGAGUGUACCAAUUGCUGGUCGCGAUAUCACGCAGUUCGUUCAAUCGCUUCUCCGAGAGCGCGGCGAGUCGGACUCAUCCCUUGCGACCGCUGAGCGCAUCAAGGAGGAGUACUGCUACGUUUGCCCGGAUAUCGUCAAGGAGUUUGCGCGCUACGAUCGCGAGUCGGACGACAGGUUCAAGCAACACACCGUCACAUACGCGAACGGAAAGACCACCACCGUCGACGUCGGUUACGAACGCUUCUUGGCGCCCGAGAUCUUCUUCAACCCCGAGAUCUACUCCUCCGAUUUCCUCACUCCUCUCCCUACUAUCGUAGACAACGUUAUCCAGACCUCGCCCAUCGAUGUGCGAAGAGGAUUGUACAAGAACAUUGUCUUGUCUGGUGGUUCGACACUGUACAAGGACUUUGGUCGCCGCCUGCAGCGCGACAUCAGGCAUCUGGUAGACGCCCGCAUCAAGGCUUCGGAGGCACGUAGUGGAGGUGCGAAGAGUGGUGGUCUGGAUGUACAGGUCAUCACACACAAGAGGCAAAGACACGGCCCAUGGUUCGGUGGAUCUUUGCUCGGUCAGACACCUGAGUUCAGGAGUUACUGCCACACGAAGGCAGAGUACGACGAGAUUGGUCCCAGCAUUGUCCGACGAUUCGCACUGCUGGGUGGACCGGGCAGCACCUAGACAUACAAGGCAGAGAGUACGACGGUGCGGUGGAAGGAGGAGAACCUUGAGCGUGAUUGCAAGCAUUGCAAGAAUCUAAGAAAUCAAG